AUGGCGGUCCAACCUAAACAGAACCUGUCUAUGGACAGUGCAGCCGAGCAUGGAUUUCUUAACUUUGUUUUCUCAAUGCCGGAAAAACCGGACACGACUUUCAGGGUAUUUGACCGCAACGAAUACUACACUGUCCACGGAAAGGACGCCAUAUUCGCAGCAAAGGAAGUUUUCAAGACGAAUGGGGUCAUCAAAUACUUGGGCUCAGGGAGUCGUAAGCUGGAGAGUGUGGUCCUGAGCAAACUGAACUUUGAGGCCUUUGCGAAAGACCUGCUGCUAAUGAGGCAGUACAGAGUGGAGGUGUACAAAAACCACAGCAAGAGCAGCAAGGAGCACGACUGGAGGAUCGAGUUCAAGGCCUCUCCUGGGAACUUGACUCAGUUAGAGGAGAUUCUGUUUGGUGGAGGAGCCGGAGCAGAGGGUUGCGCAGGAGUCGUCGCAGUGCGUUUGGCCACAGGAGCUGACGGGCAGCGCGUGGUCGGGGUCGGCUAUGUUGACGCUGCCCAGAGGACGAUGGGAGUGUGCGAGUUUCCAGACAACGAGAUCUUCUCCAACCUGGAGUCGCUGCUCGUCCAGAUCAGCCCCAAAGAGUGUCUCUUGGCGCAGGGCGACGGAAACACGGACGGCAUUAAACUUCGGGAGGUGGUGCAGCGCGGCGGCCUGCUGGUCUCUGACAGGAAGAGAGCGGAGUUCAAAAGUAAGGACAUGGUGCAGGAUCUCAACAGGCUGCUGAGGGCCAAGAGAGGAGAGACGGUGGCCAGCAACACGCUGCCUGAGCUCGACAAACAGGUGGCGAUGUCGUGCCUGGCGGCAGUUGUGCGUUUCCUCGAGCUUCUCUCUGACGAGUCAAACUUUAACUCGUUCAGUCUGACCUCCCUGGAGCUGGGUCAGUACAUGAGGCUCGACAACGCUGCUGUGAGGGCCCUGAACCUCUUCCAGGGGUCGCCAGACGACACCAGUGGAGCUCACUCAUUGGCCGGUUUGUUGAACAAGUGUCGUACGCCGCAGGGUCAGCGGCUGGUCAACCAGUGGAUCAAACAACCGCUCAUGGACAAAACCAAAAUAGAGGAGAGGUUGGACCUGGUGGAGAGCUUCGUGUGCGACUCGGAACUCCGGCAGACCUGCCAGGAAGACUUGCUGCGUCGGUUUCCUGACAUGCACCGUCUGUCCAAGAAGUUCCACCGUCACUCUGCAUCUCUGCAGGACUGUUACCGCGUCUACCAGGCAGUGAGCCACAUCCCCGCCCUCAUCACAGCGUUGGAAAGAUACUCAGGGAGCUACCAGGUUCUGCUGGAGGCUGCGUUCCUCUCUCCUUUCAGAGACCUGCUGACGGACUUCGCUAAGUAUCAGGAGAUGAUUGAAACCACGCUGGACAUGAACCAGAUUGACCACCAUGAGUUCCUGGUGAAGGCGUCCUUUGACCCCGUGUUGAGUGAGCUGAGAGAAAAGAUGGACGAGCUGGAAAAGAGCAUGCAGUCCGUGCUGAACAGUGCAGCCAGAGAACUGGGUUUGGAUGCUGGAAAGACGGUGAAACUGGAGUCAAACGCCAUGCUGGGUUUUUACCUGAGAGUCACCUGCAAAGAGGAGAAGAGUCUGAGGAACAACAAGAAGUUCACCACGCUGGACGUCCAGAAGAACGGAGUGCGCUUCACUAACAGUAAGCUGAGCUCCCUGAACGAGGAGUACACAAAGAACCGGGAGGAGUACGAGGAGGCGCAGAACGCCAUCGUCAAAGAGAUCUUAAACAUCGCCUCAGGUUACGUGGAUCCUCUGCAGACGCUGAGCGACGUCAUAGCUCAGCUGGACGCCGUGGUAAGUCUCGCCGUGGCGUCUGUCUCUGCUCCCGUGCCGUACGUUCGACCCCGCCUGCUGUCUGGCGGCAUCAGACGCAUGGAGCUGAAACAGGCGAGACACCCCUGCAUGGAGACGGACGCAGACACCGCCUUCAUACCCAACGACAUCACCUUCACCCAGGGGGAGAAGAGCUUCUAUAUUAUAACAGGACCAAACAUGGGCGGUAAGUCCACAUUUAUCCGGCAGGUGGGAGUGAUCGCUUUGAUGGCUCAGAUCGGCUGCUUUGUGCCAUGUGAGAAGGCGGAGCUUAGUGUGAUCGACAGCAUCCUGGCCCGGGUUGGAGCGGGUGACAGCCAGGUGAAAGGAGUGUCUACCUUCAUGUCCGAGAUGCUGGAGACUGCGGCCAUUCUACGCUCGGCCACGGAGAACUCGCUCAUCAUAAUCGACGAGCUCGGCAGAGGAACGUCCACUUACGACGGCUUCGGUUUGGCCUGGGCCAUCAGCGAACACAUCGCCUCCAACAUGGGCAGCUUCUGUCUGUUCGCUACUCACUUCCACGAGCUGACGGCGCUCGCAGCUCAGCAAUCGUCUGUCCACAACCUGCAUGUCACAGCGCUGACGACGCACAACACGCUCACCAUGCUGUACAGAAUCAAACCAGGUGUGUGUGAUCAGAGUUUUGGUAUCCAUGUCGCCGAGCUGGCCUGCUUCCCGCCGUCAGUGGUUGCAAUGGCAAAGGAGAAGGCGGAGGAGCUGGAAGAGUUCCAGGAUCCGGCUGGAGAGAAGUCAGAGCGAGACGGAGAGCCCGAGGCAAAGAGACGACGCUCAGAGAAACAAGUGGGCGAAAACCUGAUCCAAGACUUCCUGGAGAAGGUGAAGUCACUUCCUGCUGCCACCAUGAGCGAGGCGGAGGUGAAGGCUGCGCUGAGGAGGAUGAAAGAGGAGCUCGUGGCCAAAAAGAACUCGUACAUCACAGACCUCCUCGCACGCUCCGCUCCCGCUAAAACGGCUUGAUCUGUAGAUCCCAUACAAGUUAACCUACUGUAGUUACACUAACGCUCUUAUUGUAUAGUUUUCAAAUAAAGAUUUUUUUCCCUCA
This is a messenger RNA of Labrus bergylta (ballan wrasse), 2893 nucleotides long. It is a transcript of the gene msh2, whose product is annotated as mutS homolog 2 (E. coli). NCBI's taxonomy places the organism in Eukaryota, Metazoa, Chordata, Actinopteri, Labriformes, Labridae. Gene Ontology annotation, molecular function: mismatched DNA binding; ATP-dependent DNA damage sensor activity; ATP binding. Gene Ontology annotation, cellular component: nucleus; MutSalpha complex. Gene Ontology annotation, biological process: mismatch repair; somatic recombination of immunoglobulin genes involved in immune response; mitotic recombination. The record is from RefSeq and is a predicted model, not a curated record.